AUGGCAGGAACAGCACUGCGGCCCGUCAAGAAGGCCAAACUUGACUUUUCAGAUAGCGAGUCAGACGCCGGCGUACAAUUGCCUCAAACCGAAGGCUUCACAAUCAACGAGGAAUAUGCCAAGCGAUUCGAGCACAACAAGAAGCGAGAGGAAAGGCAGCGGCUGGAAGAGAAAUAUGGGAAUGGCGACGCGAAGAAGAGGAAGCGCGAUGCAGAAGAGGAUGAUGAGAGCGAGGAGAGUAGCACUGACGAGAGCGAAGAUGACGACGCCGAACUGGCCACAGCCGACGUCGACGACGAGAUUAUGGCGACUCUGCAGAUGAUCCGGAACAAGGAUCCCAAGCGGCUGGACCAAACUGUCAAGUUCUACAAGGAGUUCGAUCCAGAGAGUGCACCGGUCAAGAACGAAGACAAGCCUAUGACGCUACAAGACUAUCAGCGCGAGAAGCUCCUGGCUGGACAUGCCGGCCAGGAUGAUGACGAAGACGAACCAAUGCAGACGUAUGCAGAGGAGCAGGAGCAGCUGAAGCGCGAGCUUGUAGGGUCAAUACAUGCAGCCGCGAAAGAUGAUGGCGAGGAAAGCGACGGCGAGGAUGAUUUCAUGGUUCAAAAGAAGAAAUCGACCCAUGAGGAUAUGCCUGGAGUAUCUGCGCAGAGACGGGCAAAGAAACAGCUUACCGAUCAGGACAUUGCGUCUGCCGAUAAGGACCCGGAGACGUAUCUGUCCAAUUUCAUGGCGGCGAGGGCGUGGCUUCCUGGCGAGGGAAGCAGAUUCCAGCCAUUGGAGUCUGAUGAUAGCGACGACGACAAAAGGGCGGAAGAGUUCGAAGAGGCAUACAACAUGCGCUUUGAGGAUCCUGCAAAGUCAAACGAGAAGCUGCAGUCUUUUGCUCGUGACAGUGGCAAGUACGGAGUGCGUCGAGAGGAGAAGAGUGGUCGUGCUAGGCAACGUGAGCGGGAACGCGAGCAGAGAGAAGCCGCGAAGCGUGAACGAGAAGAAGAAAAAGCCAGGUUGCGAAAGCUCAAAGUUGAAGAAGCUGGGGAGAAGGUGAAGCGUAUUAAGGAGGCUGCCGGCUUAAGAGGACAGGAACUGAAGCUUGACGAGUGGCGAGACAUCAUUGAAGGCGACUUUGACGAUGAUCAAUGGGAGACAGAGAUGAAACGUCGAUUCGGCGAGGACUACUACGCGGAGGGCGAGGACUCUGGCUCGGACGAUGAUGGUCAUGAACGCAAAAAACGCAAGCCCCGAAAGCCCAAGUUCGAGGAUGAUAUUGACAUCACCGAUCUCGUGCCAGACUUCGAUGCUGGUAAAAAGCCCAAUAUCACUCUGACUGAUGAUGAGGAUGAGGAUGGAGGUGCCCCACUGCCUCCAUCGGAUGGCGAGGAGAGACAGUCGGCACCUGGCAAGAAGAAGACCAAGAAGGACCGACUCAAGGAAAAGUCAGAUGCAAAGCGAGUCGCACGCAAAGAACGUAUGGCCAUCGAAGAAAUGGUCGAUGCUUCGCUUCCUCUCCAGCACCCGAGCCUGACCUCUGCCUCCAGCUCCAAAGCUCCAGUCAUUGGUUUCAGAUAUCGUGAAACUUCACCAACGUCUUUCGGGCUUUCUGCUCGCGAUAUUCUCUUCGCUGACGACACUGCAUUGAACAGCUUUGCGGGCCUCAAGAAGAUGGCCGCAUUCAGAGACGAGCAGAAAAAGAUUCGAGACAAGAAGAAGUUUAGUAAGAAAGCUCGUCUUAGACAAUGGAGGAAGGAGACUUUCGGAAAUGCUGAUGAGCCCACCGGCGGCUUUGAGAAAGUGCUUGGUACUGUGGAAGAGGCGGACGAACCUCGAAAGAAGCAUAAGAAGAAGGCGGAAGAUGGUAACAUUGUUGAUGGGAAGAGGAAGAGGAAGAGGAGCAAGAAGAAGGCUCAAUAA
Messenger RNA from Pseudocercospora fijiensis CIRAD86, 1914 nucleotides. RefSeq lists its product as uncharacterized. The record is from RefSeq and is a predicted model, not a curated record. Gene Ontology annotation, biological process: endonucleolytic cleavage in ITS1 to separate SSU-rRNA from 5.8S rRNA and LSU-rRNA from tricistronic rRNA transcript (SSU-rRNA, 5.8S rRNA, LSU-rRNA). NCBI's taxonomy places the organism in Eukaryota, Fungi, Ascomycota, Dothideomycetes, Mycosphaerellales, Mycosphaerellaceae. Bases 1 to 1914 code for a protein of 637 amino acids. The transcript has a single exon. Gene Ontology annotation, cellular component: nucleolus; 90S preribosome.